Leishmania mexicana MHOM/GT/2001/U1103 is the source of this 3735-nucleotide messenger RNA. RefSeq lists its product as hypothetical. Lineage: Eukaryota; Euglenozoa; Kinetoplastea; Trypanosomatida; Trypanosomatidae. The record is from RefSeq and is a predicted model, not a curated record. Gene Ontology annotation, molecular function: GTPase activator activity. The transcript has a single exon. Bases 1 to 3735 code for a protein of 1244 amino acids. Gene Ontology annotation, biological process: positive regulation of GTPase activity.
AUGGAGACGACGUAUGCGCGCAGCGAGUCGCCGCCCGAGGCGCCAUCGGAGGAGAUUCCGCUCCUCAUUGAGGACUUCAGUUGUGCCAACAGCUUCGAGGAGCACGUCAAGGUGAUUGAGCAGUACCUGGCAGUCUUGUUUGACGGGGAGCCUCUCUUGCAGUCUUUCCUCGUAGCCCCCGUAUCCGCGGCGGCGGGGGGCGGCGCGCCCUCGGACAGGAAGAUCGGGGCAGACAUUGAAAGUGGUGUCCCAGCUUCCUCCUCGUCACCGGCGUCCCCUACGACUACUUCGUCGUCUCCCGCGUCUCUCUCUACGAAUGACGAGGCGGCCAACCUCUCUACUGCGUCGAAGGUAUUUGGCAGAACCAUCUCCCUCUACACGCCAGAUCCCACAUCGCUCGACAAGGACCUGUCGAUUGCGGUGGAGGUGCACGUCCGCGACGCGACUCAUCCCAUCAUGCAGCAGUACUGCACCCCGCUCUUCUUUCUCAUAAAGAAGGCCGUUGCGAGCGCGUCGUACCGGGAGAGCGAAACCAGCUAUUUGCUGUCACUGCUCUCCACAGCAGUGCGCCAGAUGCUGCUCCAGCAGCAGAAGAACCGGGUCAAGGGUGGCGUCCUUCGGCUGUGCCCGGCAUCCCGCCGCCCUGCAGCACCUGGCUGUCUGCCGCCUUCACAUCGGCAACAGGCCCCGGCGGCGAGUCUGCUGCCCUCGCCGUUCUUUUACCCGGACGGAUGUGCGCCGUGCUUCGCCCCCGCCGGGGACUCGUACAAGCAGACCUUCGUUGGUGUCGCUCCACCGCUGCCCACCUGUGCUGCGCUGCCUCCAAUGCCAGCGCCCCCGUCGUCGCCGUCUCCGACGAUCAGUCCCGUUGAGUGGUCGCUCUUGCAUCAACGCAGCUUCACCACGCGAUUCCUCGCGGACGCCUUUGGCCGCGUUCCUGAGCACUGCCAGUCCCUCUCCGACUACAUCGACCUUUUCCAGCUGCAUGUGGGGCAGCACAGCCGCAUCCGCAGCGACGACUUCGACGGUAUCUGCGUCUCCCUGUGGAAGAAGUACGUACUGCCGGUGCCGUGGAAGUUUCACCCAUAUGGACUGUCUGCGGACAGCAAGCCCAACAGCGGCGACAAUCACGCUGACGACGCCCACGCCUCAGCCGGCGACGCUGUUCCCCUCUCCGCCGCGUCCUCGUUUCUCACCUGGGAAAGCGUGCUGCGUCGUGAGAACGAGUACGUCCGACUCCUGUGUGGCGCCUUCACCCACGAUUUUGGCACCGCCGCCCCUCCCCUGAAGCACGUGCGGUUUCACUUCCAGUGGAAUCAGCUGCAAGAUAUCGAGGCACAUGAGGCUGUCGGACGGGCCAGCCAUCUCGAUCCCUUCCAGUACACCCUCACCGCAACAGCACCCGGGACCGCACCCCCUGCCGUCCUGACGUUCAGCAGCGCUGCGGCGGCGCAGGCAGCACAGCGCAAGUGCUCCAUUACGGCGCAGGCGGUGGUGCGCGACGACAAGGACAUCCAGCAUGGCGUGAGUGAGCACCUCGCAGAGUCUUUGCUGGGGGGUUAUCUGGAGUCCCUUACGAACACUACCGCGGCGCGCAGAACUACCUCCGCGCAUGACGGCAACGAGCCCGGCGGUGUGCGAGGUGCAGUCACUCAUGCAGCGCAGGUGCCCGGAGACGACGAAGGCGCCGGAACCGCCAGGGAGAGAGCCGGCGACAACGAUGAAAGCGGCGCGGACGAGUGUAGCGGCAGGCGCUGCAGCGAGGCGCACCUGCGCGACUUGGCGGCCUGUAUUGUGGAGUGGACAGGUGCCAAUGUGACACUGCAGGACUCCCUCAUCCAGCGCUUUGCCGCACCCCUGCCAUCGGACGACAACGAUGACGCCUGUGGCGGCGAUGACGCGAAUGUGUACGGAGAUGGCGACCCCGACUCUCCGCAGCCCCCUGGCACCGCUCUCGCGGCGCUGAGCGGCAAGCGAAGUGAAGCAGUGGUGGCGCGUCACCUGCGCAGUCUCUGGGGGGAGUGGGAGGCGCACCGGCAAUGCUGCUCCGGUGAGGCGAGCGCGCCGCACAGGCAACGACCCAAAGGCGGUGCAGAGCAGGAAAAGGAUCUGCGCCGCAGUUACUUCCCCGACUCUUUCUUCGCCCGCUUCGCCUUCAUCUGUGCGACCCAGGUGCCGCAUCCGACAGAUGUGCAGGCGCUCUGGCGACUGUGCCUCGAUGCCCUUCAUCGGCUUUUGCUGGAUGCCCCGCAUGAGCAGAAGAAAAAGAGCUGGCAGCGUCUUUUAGACUGCUUGGGCAUGCCUCCAGAAGACCCCCCCGUCGACCUUGGUCGGCCGCUGCUGACGCAGAAGCUGCAGCUCCUGCGCUACGCACAAGCGGCACUCCUGCGUUCAUUGGAGGACAACGGUUCGCCGACUACGGCUACGCCCGCGGCGAGCACGAAGGCGGAAGCGGACGGGGCAGCUACCUCGCUGACCACGAGCCCCGUCCGGCACCUCAUCACGAACGGCGAGGUGCUGUGCGUCCCGCCGCCCCUGCCACAGCCGCCGACCACGAUGGAUGAGGUGAUGAAACGCGCGGUGGAGCUCAACUCCCUCGACGCGGCCGCCGUGGAGAGCGCCACCGUCGAGUGGCUCCAGACGGACCCGCUCUACAAUGACAUGUGCUUUUUCCUGUACGUGAACAAGGCACACGAGGGCCGGAUCGUCCGCUUUCCUGACUUUGUGCAGUGGCACAGUCCUCGCGACUUCGUCGAAAUGCCAUCACGGACCCUCAGCGACGACGACUACUUGUCAGAGCGCAUGCAACGGCAGCAGAAGGAAGGUGGUGCCAGUGGCGGUAAGGGCUCGGCACAUGUGUGGUGGUCUCUUUGGCGUCGGGCGACCCCUCGCUCUCGCGAUGACAUUGUCCAGGGUCUCUUUCAACCACUCGAGCAAGCCACCAAGAUUCUUGCCUGGCUUAUUGCCCUGCCAACUGCGGAGUUGCUUCUAGAGGUGAGCAACGCCUCCAUCGCCAACGCGCUGCACCAUAUGCUGUGCCACCGCUGUGUCAUCGGGGACGACAGAGCCUAUCGGCCCAGUGGGCGUGGUCGUCCUUCUGACAAGCCCGACUGGAGUUCACAAAUGCCGCUUUCUGCCCAAGAGGCGGGACAUCCCACGAUUCCGGCCACCCCGCGCAUCCGCGCCCUCCAUCGAUACGUGCGAGACAAGUGUGCAGCUCUCACCAAAGACGUGGAGGCGGCGUCGGCGCUCUUUCUCACUAGUCGUGGCGCCUUCGCCGAAGGCGCCGCAGCGCAGCAGCCACCAGCUGCGUCGGAGCCCAUGAUACCCGAGAUGCUGCACGGGUUCUUUGCCAAUGCCCUUCACCAACUCGGCGAGAUCGAGGUCAGCGUGUGCACCGCGGUGGCGCUCCAGUACCUCUUGGGCUUUUCAACAAAUCCGGAUGUGACUGCCACCGUGCACGCACUUAGCUCUCCCGCUGCGACGCCCCAGCAGCAUCAGGCAACCAGCCUGCAGAUGCGCACCGUCACGGUCAGCAUGGCGACGUGGUCGACGGCCUUUGCGAAGCAGUUUGCGCGGGCAGAGACGCGCGAGGUGCAAGAGAGCAUGGUACGUCUGACGUGCAUGGCGGAGCGCCCGCUCGACACGUGCCCCUGCUUUCAGCAGCUGGUGGUGCACCAAGAUGCCUCGCGGUCUCUCCGUCUAGCGCUUGCACUGACGAAGGAGGUGCCGUAG